UUUUUGAUGUUUGGAUUUGACAGCAGCAUUCGUGAAACAGAUCGUCGCAUUCACCUGAAAUAGAAUUUGUUUAUUAUAUUUAACCCAUUUUGUUUGGGUUACUACGAGUAACUGUAGAAGAUGAAAGCUGUACGAGGUUUAAGUAGGCUUAGUGUAUUAAAUAUAAAUAAGUUUAAUAUAUGUUAUCGGGAUAUUUCAUCGAGACUGCAGGUGCGACAUAGUGCCACUUUAUUAAAAACACAUUUUAAGUUGUUAGCACCUACAGCAGUUAAAAUUAGGAGUUUGGGGCUUGGACCAACUUCUAAAGAUUUCGACGAUCAGGUACAGGGACAAAUUACUAGCCCUUUGACAAAAUUACACGCUAAUGAACUUGUGCUACACUUAAACGACGAGGAAAGAAAAGUGUUGCUCUACGCUUUACAACAAUAUGAAUCUAAAAGAAUUAAGGAAGAAUAUGAAGAUAAACUAGCUGGUAGAAGGUGGCGUAGCAAGUUAGGGAGACCAAGCAAAGUACCAACAUUAGGAGAUGUAGAUCCCACUGGUUCAUACUGUGAGGUACCAGAGGACUGGCUCAAGAAAAAGUAUGCCGCCAAGGUGCCAGCACCCACCACUAAGGAGCUGUUACACUUAUCCCUGGCAAAUUCAAUACCGUUUAUUGGAUUUGGUUUCUUGGAUAACUUCAUCAUGAUCAUUGCUGGUGACAGCAUAGAAACAGGGAUGAGUGCAUACAUUACCCUUUCAACAAUGGCUGCUGCGGCGUUGGGCAACACGCUUAGUGACGUCAUCGGCAUCGGUUCUGCUUACUACGUAGAACGAGUCGCCUCAUGGGUAGGCUUGGGAGCACCUAAACUGUCUCCUGCACAGCUGGAUAUGAACAUCUCCAGACAGUUCUCAAACUUGGGACGAGUUCUUGGUAUCACAAUAGGCUGCAUUCUGGGAAUGACGCCACUGCUCUUCAUCGAUGAAGACUCAAAACCAGAACAGAAAAAUGACGAGAAAAAAUCUAAAUAGAUAAACAAAAACAUAUCUUUAUCGAACUGUUACUUACAGGAUUUUGUCCUAUCCUUGAGCUAGUAACAAAAUUUAGGGAAAACUAAAUUGUGUAUAUUGUCUUAGUUUUGUAAAUACUAUUUUUUUUAAUUUUUAAAUCUUUAUUUUAUAAAAAGGGUUUGUAAAUACUAUGAAGUGCAAUAUUUAACGGAAAAACAAAUUUAUCUUUAUACAUUGGAUCUAUACUAUGAGUGCGAAUUUUAUUAAAAGUAUGCGUUGCUUUCAUUAUCCUAAACGUGACUAUAAUCUCUGAGAAACUUUUAUUUAGGAGAGUGUAACAUUUUCCUAUAUCUGACGCUACCACUACAUGCUUGCAGCGUAAUCUAUAGUGGCUUGGGUUUUAUGACACUUCUAUAAAGACAAUCAUGUACGACCCUAGUGUAAGUAUUUUAGAAGAAUUUACUAAUAUCACCUCUGACUGAGGACCACAUCAGUAGUACUUUAUAACGAAUGACCUAUGUAGGCCUAAUAAAAUAUGUUGUUUUCACUUCUACAGUCAAGUGUUUACACUUAUGUAAUAUAUGUUAUUAACAACCUUGUAAAGUUAGGCUGGUGCACUGUCAUUUAAGAUUUGACCAAACUUGACGUUAUAGGUAUAUCAUCGUUAUGCAUAGUAAAUAUGAUAGGUAUUUGUCGCCAUAAUCAUGUGUAUCCAGGAGAUACAGUUAAAAAGUUAUGAAUUAAUAUACACAGACAAUGAGCGAAAAGAGAUGCUUUUGUAUUCUCUGUUAGAAUUCUUUUUUCGGUUGAAAUUUCGGAGAAGUUCUUGUAUGAAAAUACGAAGUAUUUUUUUUACUUAGAUGUCUAAUGAUGAAGCGAUGUCAGCAAAUAAUAGACUAAGUUCAUAUGACUUUUCCCCGCACCGGACUCGUCCUGGAGUUGCGGGUAUCAAUGGGCGGCGGUGAUAGGCUUACAAUUUACAAACGGUAAAAGGCCCGCUCGUUUUCCCUAUGUUAACAAAAAAUGAAGUGUUCGCUAUAUCUUCCCACGUAUCGCUAUACACAUGUAUGUGUUACUAAUAACAUAUGAGUUUUACAACAUAUUCUGUAUCUAUGAAAUGUGUUUAAGUGAAACAUAUUAAUUUAAAUAAUAGGAUAUCACAAAAAUGUUACUAUUAUUGUAGGAUUUAGUAAUAAGUACUUUAUAAAAGUAGAAAUAAUGUUGGAUAAUUUAUUUAUAAUAGCUAUCUAUGUUUGCUUUAUUUAAUAUUUUUCAGUGAGAGCCUUGCUGCUGUCACCCACCCGCUUGCGCCAGGUUAGCUAGAUAAACAGAUACCUACAUUUUAUGUCUAACUAAUCAACUAUGUAUUUUAAAAAGGUUGAGUGAUCAUAUCAAUGUCCAGUAUGUUAGGAGACAGCAUGGCGAUGGGGUGGAAGUUUUCUUUGGUGUUUAUGUACAUUUCUUGCCAUUGAUUGCUCUCAAGCAAUAAGUAUUAAGCUAUACCUAUUUAGUUUGAGUUGAUUUAAAUACCCUUGGACGCUUUAUGAGGCAUUAUUUAAUCGCACAGAUAUACAUAUUACUUGGUACAAACUGCAUAUUAGUAAUAUUACCUAAUAAAAUAAGACUUAGUCUCUGUAUACAGAUGACUUUUAAAAGUGGAAAAAAUGUAAAUAUUAAUUAUUGAAAUUUCGUUAAUGAUUUUGGUUAUAAGGGCGUUUAUGAAGCUGAAAGUACUAAAUAUUCUCCACUCCAACUUCUUGAGGGACUCAAUUCCCAAAUCCGUAAUCCUUUAAUUAUCAUCAGGUGAUCAUCCGUGAACCGCCCUAUUCCAUAUUAAAGUGAUCCUGGCUGAAACUAGUCGAAUACAUUGAUUUAAAGUGAUAAACAUAUUAAAACAAAUAGCUCAAUAUCAAGCACAAUCGUUGUCUCUAGUCAAUGCAGUGAAAUUUGUAUAUACUUGUAUAGUGAAUUGAUUGUAUUAGUACAAAAGUUUGGACUAUUCUCAUUUCAAGCCGUGUUCCUUCGUGAAACACUUCAACUUUCACUAGUGUACAUUACUCUAUUGUAUAUUGGUGAAUGCAAUUAUGCUUCAAUGUGUUUCCAUUGCUAAUAUCAAUAUACAUACCUUUGUCUAGACAUGUAUAAACCAGGUUUAUAUUACUCAACAGAUAUGCUUCGUCACUAAAUUCAUUAUUUUCUUAGAAGCGCUAGCUUAGCUGCCACUUUGAUAUAAUUAUUUGAUAAACUUUGGCAGAUAGUUCAUACAAAUUACGUUCUAUAUUCAAAAUCUGGUAUAUAGCCGCAAACUAGACAUUAUGAAACAGUAUGUCAACGUUUUGUUUAUUUUGUGACUUAGUAAUGUAUAGGUUAAUGUAUCUACGCAGUAUUUUAACCAAAAACUAAGUUAUAAGUGAAUUAUUGUAUUAAAGUAUUUAAUGUUUGAAAUCGUUAAUAUUGUUUAUCAGAAUGUUGUAUGCGUGUUUUAUUCUUUGUCAUUUCUCGGUGGAAUUAAUAAAUAGAUACAAUUAUACA
This is a messenger RNA of Spodoptera exigua (beet armyworm), 3522 nucleotides long. NCBI's taxonomy places the organism in Eukaryota, Metazoa, Arthropoda, Insecta, Lepidoptera, Noctuidae. The record is from the annotation of a GenBank genome assembly.